UUAUUAUUAUUAUUAUUAUUAUUACAACGAGCUGAGACCUCAAGAACAACCUUCGCAAUAAACCUUAUCUACCUUCUGGAUACUCCAAAAGACGAGAAAGCAUCAUGGCUGCGACAAUUCUUAUCACGGGAUCUACCGGCUUGAUCGGUUUCAGCAUCCUUCUUGCUGCUCUCGACGCCGGCCAUAAUGUGCGUUAUACGGUACGGUCAGAAGAGAAGGCUAAGGUAGUCUCUUCAAACCCUGCAGUUCAGAAGAGAGCCCCCGGAGAACGCCUCUCCCCAGUUAUCAUACCUGAUCUCGCCGCCGACGGAGCUUUUGAUUCGGCCGUGCAAGGUAUUACCCAUAUCAUUCACGCCGGCUCGCCCGUACCGGUCCCGACUUAUGAUCCGAACACGCAGAUUUACCAGCCAACAGUAAAUAUCUCCAAAGGAUUGCUGGCUUCCGCCCUCAAGGCACCUAGCGUGAAGCGAGUUAUCAUCACUUCAUCUAUCGUCGCGAACCUCGGGCCAGUGCCGCCUCCCGCCACCGUCUCGGCUACGACGCGCGUUCCAUUGCCUAACCCUAUCCCCAGCACGUUUAGCAAUGUCUUUGAGGCGUACGUGAUGGGUAAGAUAGUUGAGCUGCGCAAUUCGGACGAGUUGGUCGAGACGCAAAAUCCUCAUUUUACCGUGUCACAUGUAGUGCCCGGAUACGUCUUCGGCCGCAACGAGCUGGUCCUCGACGCCGACAUGAUGCAUACGCAAAACAGUUCCAACAACUUCCUCAUGUUGGGUCUGCAAGGCGGAGAACCGCCGUUCCCGGUCCAUGGCGGGUUUGCGCAUAUUGACGACGUCGCGGACGCCCACUUACGUGUGGCGUUCCUCGACCCGAAGCCGGAUGAACCCAAAGACUUUGGUAUCGCGGCAAAGGUAAACUACGAUAACAUAUUCGAUUACGUCGCUCGGGCAUUCCCCAAGGCUGUCGAGGAAGGCAUCUUCAAAAAGGGCAAGAUCCAGACUAUACCGAUUAAUUACGACUCGAGCGAUGUAGAGAAGCUUCUGGGUGGGAAACUGAGGACAUUCGAGAGUGCGGUGGUUGAUGUUGCCGCUCAAUAUCUUGAAAAACUAGGAAAGGAAAAGGCGUGAUGAUAGCAGGUGGAAUCUCGUCCAUCGUUACGUCGUAGCAGAACCAUGUAGACCUAAAUAUUUACCAAGGGACCUGAUAUAGCUGUUGAAGCCCAAUAUGUAAAUUCUUCACCUUGAUUCCAUAUUCAAAAGUGUGCUAGCGAAACUUUGACGAUGCCGAAGUGUUAUGCAAAACUGAUAUUUAUCGGUAGUAAUUCGGAUUGCGAUACCUACCUAUGGUAACUUGAUGUUGUACUCGUGAGGUUUCCUUAUUGCAG
Molecule: messenger RNA, 1381 nt
Organism: Daldinia caldariorum
Lineage: Eukaryota; Fungi; Ascomycota; Sordariomycetes; Xylariales; Hypoxylaceae
Product: putative cinnamoyl-CoA reductase
Exons: 1
Coding region: 105-1124 (339 amino acids)
Molecular function (GO): oxidoreductase activity, acting on the CH-OH group of donors, NAD or NADP as acceptor
Source: RefSeq, a predicted model, not a curated record